Hypomesus transpacificus is the source of this 3281-nucleotide messenger RNA. It is a transcript of the gene galnt11, whose product is annotated as UDP-N-acetyl-alpha-D-galactosamine:polypeptide N-acetylgalactosaminyltransferase 11 (GalNAc-T11). The record is from RefSeq and is a predicted model, not a curated record. Gene Ontology annotation, molecular function: Notch binding. NCBI's taxonomy places the organism in Eukaryota, Metazoa, Chordata, Actinopteri, Osmeriformes, Osmeridae. Gene Ontology annotation, biological process: regulation of Notch signaling pathway. The coding region runs from base 412 to 2181 and encodes 589 amino acids. Gene Ontology annotation, cellular component: Golgi apparatus. The transcript has 12 exons.
GCACACGCAAACUAGCUCCAUCUAUCGACUACAAUACUUUACUUUACGGUGUUGUAUAGUGUGUGCUGUUCCGCCGAAUACCAGGGCAUUGCAGGGGGAGCAACCACAACAGAAAGCUAACACGCCUCCAAGCUGCACUGGGGUUAAGGUACAGGACACGGAUUUGGACGGGAUGAAAGAGCGGUGUGUCACAAGGAGCUUACGGUAGCUAGCUAGCCUACUUGGCUAGUGCUAGCAGUGUUAAGCAGACUCCUCACUGUCAACAGUAAAGACAACUUGGAUUUGCCUGUUGCCUGCUUGUCUGCUCAGCGAACAUAUUUGGACAUUACGGGUUUCAUAUACGGCUUGCAUAUCGGGAUGAUCCAGAAUCAAGGUGCUUGCUGAGGGUGGUGUUAGGAUGACAGGGCCACCAUGGGCAGCGUGACUCUGCGCUACUUCUGCUAUGGCUGCCUCUUUACCUCCGUCACCUGGUCUGUCCUCCUCUUCCUCUACUUUAACCUGGGCCAGGACCAGGGCCGCCCCCCUCCGCGGGCCGCCGCAGGGCUCCAGAGGCUGGGCCGCCCCACCAAGGCCCCCGCGGGGGCCUGGCCGAGACACAACCAGCCUGGGGGGGGCCUCAAAGGAGCAGAUCUGUCCCCUGAGAUGGGUAUGAUCUUCAGUGAGCAAGACCAGGAGGUGAGGGACACAGGAUACCACAAACACGCCUUUAACGUGCUCAUCAGCAACCGUCUGGGAUACCACCGGGAUCUGCCCGACACCAGGGACCGCAAGUGUAGAGACCGGAUCUAUCCUCUGGCCCUGCCUGCGGCCAGCAUAGUGAUCUGCUUCUUCAACGAGGCGUUCUCUGCCCUGCUGAGGACUGUUCACAGUGUGCUGGACCGUACGCCUGCCUACCUGCUUCAUGAGAUCAUCCUGGUGGAUGACAACAGUGAACCAGAGGACCUGAAGGAGGAUCUGGACCGGUACAUUCAGCAGAGUCUGGCCGGGACUCGGGUCCGACUGGUCCGGAACCAGAAGAGGGAGGGUCUGAUCAGGGGCAGGAUGAUAGGAGCCUCCCAUGCCACAGGCGAGGUGCUGGUCUUCCUGGAUAGCCACUGCGAGGUCAACGAGGCGUGGCUCCAGCCACUGCUCGCACCAAUCAAACAUGACCGCCGCACAGUGGUGUGUCCUGUCAUAGACAUCAUCAGUGCCGACACGCUGGCCUACAGCCCCUCCCCCAUCGUCCGAGGGGGGUUCAACUGGGGGCUGCACUUCAAGUGGGACCCCGUCCCCCCCUCUGAGCUCAACGGCCCCGAUGGGGCCGUGGGGCCAAUCAGGUCCCCCACCAUGGCUGGUGGGCUGUUUGCUAUGGACAGGAAGUACUUCAACGAGCUUGGCCAAUACGACGGCGGGAUGGACAUCUGGGGAGGGGAGAACCUGGAGAUCUCUUUCAGGAUCUGGAUGUGUGGGGGCCAGCUCAUGAUCAUCCCCUGCUCCAGGGUGGGACACAUCUUCCGUAAGCGCCGCCCCUAUGGCUCCCCCGGGGGCCAGGACACCAUGGCCCACAAUUCCUUGCGGCUGGCUCACGUCUGGAUGGACGAGUACAAGGAACAGUAUUUCGCCCUGCGUCCGGAGCUACGCGAGCGUGCGUACGGUGACAUCAGCGAGCGCGUGGCCGUCCGUAAGCGUCUGGGCUGCCAGAGCUUCAGGUGGUACCUGGAGAACAUCUACCCAGAGAUGCAGCAGGUCUCAGCUCACAACAAGCCCCAGCAGCCGGUCUUCAUCAACAAGGGCCUCAGACGCCCCAAGGUCCUGCAGAGGGGACGGCUGCGUAACCUGCAGGCAGACCGGUGUCUGGUGGCGCAGGGUCGACCCAGCCAGAAGGGCGGCGCUGUGGUGGUACGAGCUUGUGACCCCCACGACCCAGAACAGGAGUGGUCGUAUGACGAGGAGCAUGAGCUGACCCUGGCGGGGCUGCUGUGUCUGGACAUGUCCGAGAUCCGCUCCACCGACCCUCCCCGCAUGAUGAAGUGCCACGGCUCAGGGGGGUCUCAGCAGUGGUCCCUGGGGAAGAAUAACCGUCUGUACCAGGUGUCUGUCGGCCAGUGCCUCACCGUGGUCGACUCAGGCAGCCCCAAGGGAUACGUUGCCAUGGCGAUCUGCGACGGCUCCCAGUCCCAGCAGUGGCAGAUGGAGGGCUGAUGGUGAUGAUGUCACUCCGCUGCUUGGUCAGUCACACACACACACACACAUGGUUCAAGGCUCACCGCUGCCCCUCCCUUCCUUGAGGACAAGAGAGGAACUGCACCCUGGGGAAUGCACGAGUAUGCCUGUAGGACUUAUUCACACACACACACACACACGCACACGCACACGCACACUCUCAGGUCUGAAGACUGGUGGGACAACUUCAUACGAGGAAUAGAUGUUUCCUCAAAAAAAACAAGGAAAGAAGAAUAAACGAAAGUAAAGAGGGAUGAAAAAUAAGAUUGAGGUAAUAUAAGGAGAUUGCUGGUCCAUCUAAAUUAGAACUCUAUUCAGUGUCCAAUAUUUUAGAUAAUAUUUUUGCAAUGUAUGAUGCAAGCGUUUAAAACAUUUACAAUCAUGCUAAAUUUGAACAUUUAAUUUGAUCCUAUUUGCACAGAGCUCUCAUUUGAGACAACUGAGAGGACAUAUUAAUAUUCUCAAGUAAAUCCAAAAGUGUUUACUAAGAACCUGUUUUAGAACCCUUGUUUUAAUGUUUUCUUUUUUAUAUAUAAAAAUGUUUUAAUUAUCUGUCCUUGUUGGCUGAUGUCAUACCGUGUUAAAAUUUGUUUUGGUUUGGCAUUGAGCUGGCCGUGGACUGAAUUUUUCGGUUGAAUAUUCGAUCACUGGAGUUUUAUGUUUUGUUGAUAUUAAAAUACUGGGCAGCUCUUAGUCAGAGGAUCACAUGACCCCAGGACUAGAUCUACUCCUAUGAACUACAGAUCCCAUGUUUGUCAACAUGGGCAUAUAUCCAGCGUAGUGAAGGGAAAUCGUAUUGAUCAGAACCGAAUACAGAUUAACAUGACAUUUUCUACAAAGGAGCCCCAAUGUUUUCUUUUUAAAGAAUUGUCUCGAGUAUGCAGUUAAGAUUAGUCUCUGUGGCUACAGGAGAGCCCAUAAUACUAGCAAACCUCCUUCCUGUUAUUUUCCUGCCCUGAAUCUAUGGCUUGUAUUCAUAAUAUCUCAUCUAUAAUGUUUUAAUUUUACUUUUGUUUGUAUUAGGUAUUUUCUCCUUUUCAGAUGAUGCAACCAAAUAAAUGUUUUAAUUGAAGUAGGAA